AUGCCAAGCCAAAAAUCCUUCCGCACAAAGGUCAAGUUGGCCAAGGCCAAGAAGCAGAACAGACCCAUCCCACAAUGGAUCAGAUUAAGAACAGGCAAUACCAUCAGGUAUAACGCCAAGCGUCGACACUGGAGAAAGACCCGCAUCGGAAUCUAA
Orbilia oligospora ATCC 24927 is the source of this 156-nucleotide messenger RNA. RefSeq lists its product as uncharacterized. The transcript has 3 exons. The coding region runs from base 1 to 156 and encodes 51 amino acids. NCBI's taxonomy places the organism in Eukaryota, Fungi, Ascomycota, Orbiliomycetes, Orbiliales, Orbiliaceae. The record is from RefSeq and is a predicted model, not a curated record. Gene Ontology annotation, biological process: translation. Gene Ontology annotation, cellular component: cytosolic large ribosomal subunit; ribosome. Gene Ontology annotation, molecular function: structural constituent of ribosome.